AUGAAAUUAGGAUAAGAUAUCUAGAAACUUAAUUAAGAAUUAGAAAAUAAAGAAUACUAUGCUAAAUCAAUUGAUUUCAUGAAAUCUUUUUUUGAUGAUUAUAAGUAAAGUAUGAUUUAAUUUUAUCAUGGAAUUAGGAAAGGUUUUAAACACUGAUUACAAAUAGGGAGAACCAAAAGUUUUUUAUGAUAAAAUACUUUAAACCUAUUAAUAAAUUAUAUUUUCAUAUACCUAUAAAGGUUUGAUAAAAUUAAAAAUAUAUUUAGGUGUCUCUUUAGAUUAUUUAUCAAAAUAUAAAGAUGCUAUAGCUUGUUAUGAUAAAGCUCUAUAAUUGAACCCUUCAUAUCUUAUUUCAAUAAUUUAUAAAGGUUACUAAAAUUAAUUAAAUUAGGAAUUUCUUUAUCUUAACUUGGAUUAUAUGAAGAGUCUCUUCAAUGUUUUAACUAAGCUAUAACACUUAAUAAAAAUGACACAGAAGCAUAUUAUAGAAAAGGUAAGAGAAAUAUUAAAUAAAGGAAUUUUAUUAAAUUGUUUAAACAAAUCAGAAGAAGCUCUAGCAUCUUAUGAUAAAGUUUUAAAAUUAAACGAAUAAUCAUUUUAGAAGAAUGAACGUACUUCAUUAUUUUUCAACAAUUUUAGGUAAUUUUUUAUAGAUUAAUCAUGAAAUCUAAAAGGAAUAUGAAAAUACAAUCAAUUCUUAUAAUUAAAAUCUUAAAUAAGAUCCAGAAAAUGCCUAGACUUAUAUUAAUAAAGGUAAAAUUGAAUUCUGCUAAUUUUUAGGAGUUUUAUUAGUUUAAUUAGAACGAUAUGAAGAGGCUUUGGCUUGUUAUAAUUAAGCUAUCAAAUUGAAUCAAAAAAAUUUAGAUGCAUAAAUUGGAAAAGGCAUUAUAAAUAAUUUAUGUUAUAUUAGGAAUUUCUUUACAUUAUAUUUAAAAAUAUGAAUAAGCAUUAGAAUGUUUUGAUAAAGCUUUAAAAAUAAGUAAUAGAGAGAUAAAAAUAUUUGUUAACAAAGGUUUAAAUAAUAUACUAAAUUUUUAGGAAUCUCAUUAACUUAAUUAUGUAGAUACUAAGAGUCAAUAGAUUGUUAUGAUAAGGCUAUAUAAUUGAGUAAAGAGUAACUUUAUUUUUUUAUUAAUAAAGGUAUUAAAUUUGUAAGAUUAACUUUAGAGAUUUAAUUAUAAGAUAUAAUCAUAUUUAGAAAUGCAAUAAGAAAUAAUAAUGAUGGUAUUAUUUUGUAACUUAGUAGAAUUAAAUGACAAAUAAAAGUAAUUGAAUUAAUUUGAUAAAUCAAUUAUUUAUAUGGAUUAAAAUAGAAACUUUUAUACUGAAAAUGAGAAAGUUUACUUUAAAAAAGGUAAUAAUUGUUCUUAGUUUUUUUAUCACAAGGUGUUUUACUAAAUUAAUUAGAUAGAUAUGAAGAGGCAAUUUUUUAAUUUGAUUAGGCUAUUUAAAUAAAUACUUAUGAUUCUGAAACUCACGUUUAAAAAGGUUUAUUUAUGUAUAAAUUUAUAAGGAAUAACUUUAUGUCACUUAAAAAGAUUUGAGGAUGCUAUUGUUUGCUUUGAUUAAGCUUUAAAAUUAAACUCAAAGGAUUAAAAAAUUUAUUUAAAUAAAGGUAAAAUUAAUUUAAUUUUAAAUUAAAAGGAAUUGCUUUAAAUUAAUUAGACUAAUAUGAAGAAGCUAUAAUUUGUUUUGACGAAGCAAUAAAAUAAAACAAAUGUAGUUUUGAAUUAUAUUAUAACAAAGGUAAAUUUGAAUAUUAAAUUAGGUGUCUCUUUACAAUAUCAAGCACAAUUUAAGAAAGCUAUUAUUUGCUAUGAUUAAGCACUUUAACUUAAUUGUUAACAUGCUGAAUCAUAUAUUAAUAAAGGUGGAUUUUUAAUUUAUAAUAUAGGUUUUUCUUUACUUAUGUUAAAAUAAUAUGUUGAAGCAAUCAUAUAAUAUAAUUAUGCUAUUAUUUUAAACCCUACAAAUUCAGAAAUUCAUAAUUGGAAAGGUAUUGAUGAAUUUAUUAACAUUUUAAUUAGGAUACGCAUUACAUUAAUUAUAAAGGUAUGAUGAGGCUUAUAUUGAAUAUACUAUUGCACUAAAAUUAAAUCCUUUAGAUGCACAUAUUCUUAUUAAUUAAGGUAAAUACAAUAAUUUUAUUGCUCAGGAAUUACUUUAAUUUCAUAAGAAAAAAUUACAGAAGCCAUAUGUUAGCUUGAUUAAGCUAUUUUAUUGAAUCCAAAUAUGGAAGUGGCAUAUUAAUGGAAAGGUAUAAAUAUUAUUUUCUUAGUAUAUUCAUUAAAAAAUAACAAUUUAUUUAAGAAAGCCAUCUAAACUCACCGAUAAGCAUAAUAUUUAGUAUAAAAUUAGGAUGAUUAAUAAUAACAAAACUUUUUGUCUUUGAAAAAUUAGCGUUGA
This is a messenger RNA of Paramecium sonneborni, 2406 nucleotides long. The record is from the annotation of a GenBank genome assembly. Lineage: Eukaryota; Ciliophora; Oligohymenophorea; Peniculida; Parameciidae.